Orbicella faveolata is the source of this 2189-nucleotide messenger RNA. Its product is annotated as lactadherin-like. Lineage: Eukaryota; Metazoa; Cnidaria; Anthozoa; Scleractinia; Merulinidae. The record is from RefSeq and is a predicted model, not a curated record.
AUUGACACGGAUUGCAAACGACGAAUUUGAAAAAUUGAGGCUAAACUUUUCAAUAUGCGUAAACCGUGUUUGGACAGCGCGGGAAACAGCGAGGACGUCACGUGACCAAACGGGUUGGUGAGGAGGACAAGCGAACGUCACGUGAGUGAAUAGUAAGGUGGCUGUUAUAUUGCAGCCUUUGUGGCUUUUAAGUUUACUACAACAACGUGAGCUAUCGUUCACAUCCUCAAGACCAAAAGGAAAUAUUUGCAACAGAAACGAAAACUGCGACGCUCCCUAUUGAUAAUAACACGCCAUACUCAGUGAGUUUAAGCGAACAUUUGGAGAAAUAUAGAUAUCGAGAAUUAUUAGAUUUAAUUAAGUGAGAGUUUUUCUGUUUCCCAAUGCGUGGUUUUAGCGCUUUGUAAAUUCCGUGAAGCUUAUAUGCUUAGUUCACCAUUCUAUAUUGUUUUCCUAAAAGUCGUGUAGUUGCCUGAGAAUGUCAUGAGACCUGCCAAACGGCUGUCUGAAAAGGCGCCAAGCAAGUUUCAAAAACAGCAGGUCAGCCACGGAUCAACAAUAAGGCACCAGUUACUUUAGCAAUUGAACAAUACUUUAGCUCUUAUCUUAUCACUGACUAUUUAAACAAAUGCUAAGCAAAACAGAUCAAAACUGACUCUGCUUCUACUACUUGCUUAUUUAAAUCUUUAAUGCAUUGUUUUCAGCGGGCUAGCCGUUUGUGAUUUUAAGUUACACGCGGUUGGAAUUUCAAGAGGGAAUUUAAUUUUGCUGUUAAUGUUUUUGAAGUCCGGCUGAAAUCAGGCAUGGUUCGCCAUCCACCAUUACCAGUGCUUUUGUUUGGUUUGCUGUGUGUUGUUUCCUGGGCAUUGGGCGAUGACGAAGACAAUGGUUGUUUCGAGCCACUUGGAAUUCAAGCUGGCGAGUUUAACGACGGCGAAAUCGCAGCUUCCAGCAUGUUAAAAAAUUUCACGUCUACGGACGCAUGGUGCCCGCCAAAAAACGACGAAAACCAGUAUCUGCAAGUGGAUUUGUCCAGAAAAACUGAAGUCACAAAGAUUGCCACACAAGGGCAGAUUGGUAGUAAGGACAGACAUGUGAAAACUUAUGCGUUAUUGUACAGCGAUGAUGGAAAGAAAUGGGAACAAUACGGAAAUAAAGGAAAGGAAAAGAUUUUCGAAGCCAACAAAGAUUCGUUCACAGUUCAUCAUAACAAAUUAGAAAAGCCUCUAGUUACAAGGUAUCUUCGUAUUAACCCAAGGUCAUGGGAAAAUGCCAUUUGUUUGAGGCUUGAGGUAUUUGGAUGCGAUGUGUGAAGACCACGUGAUACCGGCCAGGGUCAUCUAUGUCCAAAGUCCACAUCGUGCAAAGAUCUUGUCCUCAUUUUUAAAGCACAAAAUAAAAACCAGAGCGAAGAAGAACAUUCUUACCAUUAAUAAUUCAAAUUGAAGCUAAGGAAGAAAGAAUUCUACAAGCAGUAACAUAACACACUUGAAAUCUCAAUAUUGACUUCUAAAAUUUGUCGUUAUUGUGCAAGAAGUCAAGCUCAGAGCAUAUCAUAUCAUAGGGUUUUAAGUAAGGGUUUGUUUUUCCAUCAAGGAUGUUUUUAGCGUUAUCUUGUCUUGAGACUGUAAUCUGAGGGCUUCCCUUUCGCGCGGUCGUCUUUUUUCAAGCAAGAAAUCUUGGAUCUAUGAAAUAUCAAGUACACUUGUAUAUAUUUUUAAAUAGUUCUAAUAGUUGAUUAAUAGUAAAGUCAAUGUAACGAUUUUCAACACUCGUGUAUCAAGUCUCGUGUGUUGGAUGAAUGACGAACUAUUUUUGACAUUUUUUGUAUGUAGUUCACGAUGACCGCAAGCAAUCAAGAUGUAAUUUUCACUCACAAGAAACGAUUCAUGUUGUAGACUUGUCCUAAGCUUGAAACACGAGGCAAAGAUUUUUUUAAAUAAUUGCUUACAACACUAAAAUUGUUUACAAUACUGACAUUAUUUACAAUACCAACUUUGCUUACACUACUAACAUUACAUGCAAAAACUAAGAUUACUUACAAUACUAAUAUUACUUACAGUACUGAAAAUACUUAACAGACCGUUUUAAAGCACAGAAAACAGAGCGAACUGUAAUAAGGUUAUUUGUAAAGUUAAAGAAAUAAGUAAUACUAACACAUCGCUGAAAUAUUACAUUUUUAAACCUUC